CCCCUGUCGUUUGUUGUCGUUGUUUACGGGAGAGAUGAAAAUGGCGUCUACUAGUAAUUUUUGGCUAACGGUCACGGCGGUUACCUGUAUAAAAUUUCUGUUUAUGAACUGCUAUCGAUCUACUGAUUUUGAAGUGCAUAGAAAUUGGUUAGCCAUAACUCAUAGUCUUCCUGUCUCAAAAUGGUAUUAUGAGUCAACUUCACAGUGGACAUUAGACUAUCCUCCUCUGUUUGCGUGGUUUGAAUUUCUCUUGUCUCAUUUGGCAAAAUUUUUUGAUCCGGCAAUGCUAAAUGUAAUGAAAUUAAAUUAUGCUACUAUGCCAACUGUAUUUUUUCAGAGAUUGUCAGUUAUAAUUUCUGAUUUUGUUUAUAUCUAUGCUGUAAAACAAUUUUCUCACAUUGUGAUGGAACGUAAUAAAUUUAACCAAAAUGACCCUUGGAUUGAACGAGGUAUGAUAAUUACCAUGCUUUUAUUAUGGAAUCCAGGAUUACUUAUGGUUGAUCAUAUCCAUUUUCAAUAUAAUGGGAUGUUAAGUGGCAUUUUACUUCUUUCUAUGGCAAGAAUGAUUCAAGAAAAGUAUCUGGAAGCAACAUUUUGGUUUUCUGUAUUACUCAAUAUGAAACACAUUUACUUUUAUAUUGCACCAGCUUAUUUUGUGUAUCUGCUGCGCCAUUACUGUUUCAUCCAAUCUAAGAAAGGUAGCAUAUUGGAAUGGAAAAACUUUUGUAUUUACAACUUCUUGAAAUUAUCUUUUAUUGUGUUAUCUGUUUUUUCUAUUUCUUUUGGUCCAUUUAUUUUAAUGGGUCAGAUGCCUCAAGUUCUUUCUCGUUUGUUUCCAUUUAAACGUGGUCUGACACAUGCUUACUGGGCACCAAACAUUUGGGCUGUUUAUAACACACUUGAUAAAGGAUUAGCAUUAGUAGCUUCAUAUUUUCAUCUGAAAGAAAAAACAGUUUCUGUUCAAGGUGCAAUGACUGGUGGAUUGAUUCAAGAAUACAAACAUGAAAUUUUGCCAUCCAUUAGUCCUUCAGUGACACUAAUUCUUACUCUUAUAUCAAUUUUGCCUGUUCUUUGGGUACUAUGGAAAUCACCUAAAGAUCCUUGGAUAUUUAUGAGGGGUUCAAUCUUAUGUGCUUUUGGUGCAUUUUUAUUUGGAUGGCAUGUUCAUGAAAAAGCUAUUCUCAUGGUUAUUUUACCAUUGACGCCUUUGGCUCUUUUUCAACGUUUUGAAGCUGAAGUAUUUUUAUUUUUGGCAACUAUUGGCCAUUAUUCUAUUUUUCCACUUCUUUUUAAGGCAGCAGAAACUCCCAUCAAGAUAUUUCUUUUGUUGCUACACAGUGUAUAUGCAUUUACAGCUUUAAGUAGAAUACAUCGACCAAGAAAAACAGAUGGUUUUCUUCCACUAUUGAAUACCCAAGAGAGCUUAUUUCUUUUAGGAUUAAUACCUUUACAGAUGUAUUACAGUUUCGGAAAUAAGUUAUUAGGAUUGGAUCAGCGUUUGCCCUUUUUACCAUUACUUUUAAUAUCCACAUAUUGUGCCUUUGGUAUUUUUCAGAUGUGGAUUAAAAUGUAUAAAGAUUAUACACAAUAUAAAACUCCUGUACUUUUUACGAUGGAUGGAAAAGAGCUGAAAAAAUCAUAAAAAUAUUUGCAAAAUAUUUUCUGAAAUGCAAAGAAGUUAACAUGUGGGAAGUUUUACUUUAAAAAUAAAUAUAAAUUUAUUUAUUUUGCAUUAUUUAUUAUUUAUAUAUACAUAUAUAUAUAAUUUCUCAUUACCUAAAAUUUUCUAAGUCAAAAUGUUUGUUUUGUUAUGUGUGAUUCACAAUAACAUAUCAAUAUUUUUAAUUAAGUGCAAUUUUGAAGUUGAUUUUAACAUACAAGUUUUAUAAUUAUAUAAAGUUAAAAAAAUUUUAAAAAAUGCUCUUUAAACUAUAUAAUAUAUUGUAAAAAUU
Centruroides sculpturatus (bark scorpion) is the source of this 1952-nucleotide messenger RNA. RefSeq names its product probable dolichyl pyrophosphate Glc1Man9GlcNAc2 alpha-1,3-glucosyltransferase. The coding region runs from base 35 to 1642 and encodes 535 amino acids. The transcript is spliced from 12 exons. NCBI's taxonomy places the organism in Eukaryota, Metazoa, Arthropoda, Arachnida, Scorpiones, Buthidae. The record is from RefSeq and is a predicted model, not a curated record. Gene Ontology annotation, molecular function: dolichyl pyrophosphate Glc1Man9GlcNAc2 alpha-1,3-glucosyltransferase activity. Gene Ontology annotation, biological process: protein N-linked glycosylation. Gene Ontology annotation, cellular component: endoplasmic reticulum membrane.